UACCAUUGAAGGAAAAUGAAUAUACUGAACAGCCACCACUUUUUGUACUUUCUGCCUACAACACGCCUUGUCAUCUUAUUAGCAGCUUUAACAACUGCUGAAGAUGUGACUAAUAGCACUUUCAACCGCACUGACAUGAACACGGGAUCCGUGCCCUUGGUGAUCUCCCACAUCGACCAUAUUAUAGUCAAGGAGGGGAGUAGUGCCUUGAUUGACUGCAAUGUCCAAGGUAGUCCUAGUCCACAUUACAGAUGGUACAAUUCCAACGGCUAUCUACUCAAAGAGGAGGAGAAUAAAGCAGGAAAAUGGUGGUUUCUUGACAAUGGGCUACUAAACAUUACCAGCGUGUCUUUUGAAGACAGAGGUAAAUACACGUGUGUUGCAUCUAAUACGUAUGGCAGUGUUAACAAUACUGUGACACUGAGGGUUGUCUUCACCUCCGGAGAUAUGGGCAUCUAUUACAUGAUUGUCUGCCUUGUAGCUUUUACCAUUGUUAUGAUACUGAACAUUACUCGGUUAUGUAUGAUGAGCAGUCAUCUGAAGAAAACUGAGAAAGCAAUCAAUGAAUUCUUCAGAACAGAAGGGGCAGAGAAACUCCAGAAAGCCUUUGAGAUUGCAAAGCGUAUCCCAAUUAUCACUUCAGCCAAAACACUGGAGCUUGCCAAAGUAACCCAGUUUAAGACCAUGGAAUUUGCUCGCUAUAUUGAAGAGCUUGCUCGGAGCGUACCUUUGCCACCUCUCAUCAUGAACUGCAGGACUAUAAUGGAAGAAAUUAUGGAGGUUGUUGGUCUGGAGGAGCAAGGACAGAAUUUUGUACGGCAGACAGCAGAAGGCCAGGAAACCACUGAAACAGAUGAGCUGUACAUGAUCCCAAAUGCUUUGAAGCGCAGUGACUCUCCCACAGGUGACUCUGACGCAUCAUCACUACACGAGCCACCUCAACAGAUUGCAAUAAAAGUAUCAGUUCACCCAUUGUCUAAGAAGGACUGCAUGGACGGUCAGUCACAAGAAAGCAUGCAGCUGGACACCAAGGAAGAAGACACUUCUCAAACACCAGCACUUCCUGCAGAACCCCUUCCUGAGCCUUCUGCUGAACUCAGUUCUGAUGACACAGCAUUGGAAAAUGACAAAAAUACAUGCAUUAUAUAUGAAAGCCAUGUAUGAUAGUUACUCCUGAAUCUAUGCAUAGCAGGAAAAUCAGGUGGAGCUCUUUUAAAAAUACAUAUUGUAAUUGCCGCUAAGCCUUACCUGGAGACUAUCAUAGCAAAAGCAUGUAUGUGGAUUAUUUGGCACUUUCUUCUCAGUUUGACUUUAGUUUACUAAACUAAACUAAACUAAAUGGCAGAGUAAUUGCUAUUACAUUAAUAUUAAUUGCUCUUUUUGAUUAGGAGUAUUUCCAAGAAACAUUUACCUCAGCAUUUUCUAGGUUGGAGUCCCCUAUAGUGGCCUCCUGAA
Molecule: messenger RNA, 1455 nt
Organism: Melopsittacus undulatus (budgerigar)
Lineage: Eukaryota; Metazoa; Chordata; Aves; Psittaciformes; Psittaculidae
Gene: MFAP3L
Product: microfibril associated protein 3 like
Exons: 3
Coding region: 16-1164 (382 amino acids)
Source: RefSeq, a predicted model, not a curated record